This is a messenger RNA of Cyclocybe aegerita, 711 nucleotides long. NCBI's taxonomy places the organism in Eukaryota, Fungi, Basidiomycota, Agaricomycetes, Agaricales, Hemipholiotaceae. The record is from the annotation of a GenBank genome assembly.
AUGUCUGACACCAUUCUCCACCUCGAUGCCCUCCUAUUCGAUAUGGACGGGACGCUCGUCGACUCUACAGCAGGUGUCGUGGGCGCAUGGGAGUUGUUCCGGCAGUCCUAUCCUACCAUAGAUGUCCAGGACAUUCUGAGCUCCUCGCAUGGCAUUCGUACGGUCGACAAUCUGCAAAAGCACUGUGGGAUCGACGAUCCCGAGAUCCUUGAACAAGAGGCGGAACGCUUCGAGAAGGCCAUCGUUAGUACCGCUUCUGAAGGCGGUCGUCCAGGCAUUGUUCUUCUACCGGGCGUAAAGCCUAUCAUGGACGAGAUCGCGUCUCUUCGUUUCUUUCCUAGCCCCCGAUGGGCAAUCUGUACCUCUGCGACUCGGGCGUAUGCUACUUCCGCACUAGCCUCCGCAAAGGUCCCCGUCCCAGAUGCAUUCGUUGCAUCUGAAGAUGUUUCCAAGGGCAAGCCAUACCCUGAUCCAUACAUCCUUGGGGCGGAGAAGUGCGGGGUCAAGCCAGAGAAUUGCGUAGUAUUCGAGGAUGCACCGUCUGGCAUCCGCAGCGGCAGAGCAGCGGGAUGCAAGACCGUUGCAUUACUCACUACACAUACCCGCCAACAACUUGAAGAAGCCAAACCUGACUUCAUUGUUAAGGAUCUGUCAUCCAUUUUCAUUAAAGCCACGGACACUGGUGUUCUCGUCACGAUUAAAGAAAAUUAG